AAUGUAAGCCUUAAAGACAGUUGUCAUUACAGGAGCUAACAAAGGUAUUGGUUUUGGCAUUCUUGAAAAUCUCAUUCAAAAGUAGUCAUAUAAAAUAAUCAUGGCUUGUCGAUCUCUUGAAUUAGCUUAAAAGUCUAGAACCAAAUUGAUAGAAAAAUACAAUGUAUUCAAUUACUUUUAUGUCAACUUAGAUUUCCCAAGAUAGAAUUGACACUAUUGAAUUAGACAUAAGUAAUAGUGACAGUAUUGAUAAAUUCAUACAGGAAUUUACAACCAGAUUCCAUUAGGCUGAUAUCUUAAUUAACAAUGCUGCUGUAGCUGUCAAAUCAGAUGAUUUCAAUUUGGAAGUUGUUCAAUUCACUUUUAAACCAAACUUCUAUGGCACUAGUAUAUAUUUUAACUUAUAUAUUUUAUAGUCGAAUUGACUGAAAAAUUCAUUCCUUUAUUAACACAAAAUGGAAAGAUCAUCACAGUUGGAUCAUCAGCUGGUAAAACAAAAUAUUUGAAAUCUGAUGAUCUUGUUAAAAGAUUCAAAAAUCCAAAUAUUACAAGAGAAGACGUAUUCAAAUUGGCAGAAGAAUUUUAAGAACAUGUUAAGAAUAGUAUUAUAUAUUAUAAUUAACUUAGACACAUAUGAAUAGAAUGGAUGGCCAAGUUGGGGAUAUGGAAUCAGUAAAUUGCUUAUUAAUACAUAUGUUAAAACUUUAGCUUAAAAUGCUGAAGUUAAGAAUAAAAGUUUACAAGUUUACACAUGUUGUCCUGGAUGGGUUAAAACUGAUAUGGCUGGAGAUGAGGCUGAAUUGACAAUAGAUUAAGGAGCAUUGACUCCUGUAUAUUUGGUAGAAUUGCCUCAUGAAGUUAACCCUGAUUAUCAAGGAUAGUUCUUUUAUCUAUAGAAGGUGGAGGAAUUAUGAUA
This is a messenger RNA of Paramecium pentaurelia, 916 nucleotides long. The record is from the annotation of a GenBank genome assembly. NCBI's taxonomy places the organism in Eukaryota, Ciliophora, Oligohymenophorea, Peniculida, Parameciidae.